This is a messenger RNA of Microbotryum saponariae, 2679 nucleotides long. Lineage: Eukaryota; Fungi; Basidiomycota; Microbotryomycetes; Microbotryales; Microbotryaceae. The record is from the annotation of a GenBank genome assembly.
AUGGACACGAUCAACCACAUCUUGGCCCAUCAGCUCGCUCACAAUGACCAGAUCCUCGCCAACGAUCGCCAUGUGAUCGACACGCUCACCCGCCAGCGCGCCAUCAUCCUCUGCGAAGCUCAGGACGGUCAGGAUGGGCCCGUGAUGCAUAGGUCAGUCGAGGGCAACGGCCACACUGUGCCACAAUCAGAGCUAUAAUUCAUGUGCUCGAUCUCCAUCCGACAGGUGGAAUUUGCGAAUGGCAUCCCUGAUCGCACCGUCGACGAGCUCACCGAUCCGAGCCAUCGCCUUUGAGCUACUGCAGCUCACCUACACCGCCUCGACCGCAUCCAUGCUCCAUCAGGGCAGGCACUGUCUCGCCACAGCGCUCAACAUCCUCGCGUCCCCCAAGUCGGACCAUGCCCUCUUUGUCGCCGCGCUCGGACUCGUCCAGCUCGUGCUCGCCCAGAGCCAGUGGCAUCCCGAGUGGGCCAGGGAUGUAGUCGGAGCACCGGUUGUACAACGUACCCUCAAUGCUCUCGUCACCGCUGCAUCAAAUCAAGCCCAUCCCAUCGUGAGUGGGAGGCAGCAGAGCGAAGCGCGCUCGGAUACGAAGGAUUUUUCGAUCCUGAGCCCUAAAUCUCGAUCUCGUUCUCCGUUCACAGAUCACGAUUGCCUCCCUCGAAGCCAUCAUCACCCUUAUCCCCCUCUUCCCGACCGCACUGAGACCCGUCGCACCCUCGAUCCAUUCGCUCGCCAUCGACUGCAUCGGCAGCCCCUCCGAGCUUGUGCCCCUCGGCUCCCAGCUCUUUGCCUCGCUCUACCUCCUCGCGCCCAAAGGCCGUGAAGGGUUGCGCGAAGCUUGGCGAAAAUCGGUCGAGUCUUUGAUCGGGACGAUAGAUACUCUGAUCCCUUCUGUCACUUCGGACAUUUUCGCCGAAGACGAGGCCAGGCUCAAUCACACCCUUCCCUCGUUGGCUCUCCCUCCUCUCGCUUCGUCGUCGUCUUCUUCCUCCGCAACACCGCUCGUCACCCUCGACCGGAUCGAAAACCUCGCCGAGGUCCUCCGAACCGUCCUCCGUACCCCUACAACGGACCGAGUCGGCUCCGUCCCCAUCCCUUUGGGCGCGCUGUGUGAACUCUCGGUCCGACUCUUGUCCCUGCACGCCGAAACGCCCGUCAAGGAACGAACCGACCCAACCGUGGUCCAAUCCGUCAUUUCUUACCUGCCUCGCCUUCAACUCGUCGGCGCGCAAUUGGUGGCUCAAACCGCAGCCUGCGUCGGAAUUCGUUUGGCCCCUCAUUCACACGAGAUCCUCACGACCCUCGUCUCGACCUUGGCUACUUAUGCGCCUCGUUCUCCCAUGAGGGCGAUGCUGACCUCGACAUUCUCGGUGCUCUUGCAACACCUGGGUGCUUCGAUCGAUCCGGAGGAAGGCAAACGCUCGUUGGCGAGGGUGUGGCGAGUCGUCUUGGAGGAUAUUGGGGCCGUCGCUGUUGAACCUACGUUGGUGACUCUGAACAAGGACGGGGAUGUCGUCAAGAACGGGACGUCGAACACCGUCAAUGGCGGUAGGAAGAACAAGAAGCAGAGGACGUAUGACCCGAGUGAGGCGUUGGCACUGAGUGGGAAGCGUCCUCAUCUCGAUGGAAUGGAUUUGGAAAUCGCUUUGCAGUCUCUGAACAGUAAGUCACCGGCUUCCGAUGCGCACCUUGCAAUGCUCUUACCCGAUUCCAUGCUUCCUCUCCGCAGCCCUGAACGAGCUCCUUUCCCACCCCCACUCGCACUUCCUCCCACCCAAGCUCCAACUAUCAACCUCGCGCCUCCUCCUCUACAUCCUCCUAACCUACUCCUCCGUCACCUCGACCUCCUUCCCUUCAACCCCAUCAACCGUACCCCUCUACUCCUCCUCCUUCAAAACCGUCUCCAACACCCUCGAAUUGGCCUUCCAAUCUCCCGACUUCAUCCCCUCCACUCUUACCUGUCUCCUGACCCUUCUCCGAACGACCCAAGGCGGUGGUGCACAAGGUACGAUCGAUCUAGCGAGCUUGAUCCUCGGUCAAUUCAUCCGAGCCGGUUCCUCGACCGAUGAUCGGAUCGUAGCUUUGGCGAGACAAGGUUUGGCUUGGCUCGAUGGGUUGACCCAUCCUUUGUUACCUCCUACGAGGACCGAUACGAGGUUCGUUCGAAGGGUUAGGGAAGAGAGGGGUGGGGAUGUGGGGGAUGUGCAUGAGGAGAUUCUUAGAGGUGUGGAGGAAUUUGGGUUGAAGAUACCUGUUGAGGGAGGGGAGGGGGAUGAGAUGGAGGAGGAAGGGGAAGAGGAGGAAGAGGUUAGGUUGAGGAGGGAGGAGAAGAGGAGGUUACAGAAGGAGAGGAUCGAGGAAGAGGAGAGGCAGAGGGUCGAGAAGAGGAAGAUGGAGGAGGCGAGACCAAAAGAUCCGAUUUUCUCGACCAAGGCAUUUGGGUUCAAUUCGUUGAGCACUGCGGGCGAGGGAACGACGACGACGGUCGCGAUGACGAUGGUCCAGCAGGAUGUGGAAGAGGAGGAGGAGGAGAUGCAUGUCGAUUCGACACCUGCACUCGUGUCGGCCACGAUCGCGAGUGUCAGACACGGCGGCGACAACGAUGGCGACGACGGUGGUUCGAGUGAUGAUGAUGGCGCGAUGCCGACGAUCAACAUGGAGUCGGAUGAUGAGUAA